AUGCCGAGUCGAGUCCGUCAAACGGCGGUUGGUCAGGAAGUGGAUUCAGCGUUUCUCAGGCCGGAAACAGCGUUUCUCAGGCCGGAAACAGCGUUUCUGAGGUCAGAAGCAGCGUUUCUCAGGCCAGAAGCAGCGUUUCCCAGGCCGGAAGCUUUGGCGGAACGGCAUCAGCGAGUGGCUCGGGAGCACACGUUAAGAUCAUAG
This is a messenger RNA of Anisakis simplex (herring worm), 204 nucleotides long. NCBI's taxonomy places the organism in Eukaryota, Metazoa, Nematoda, Chromadorea, Rhabditida, Anisakidae. The record is from the annotation of a GenBank genome assembly.